Messenger RNA from Suillus plorans, 2472 nucleotides. RefSeq names its product fungal-specific transcription factor domain-containing protein. The transcript is spliced from 14 exons. Lineage: Eukaryota; Fungi; Basidiomycota; Agaricomycetes; Boletales; Suillaceae. Gene Ontology annotation, biological process: DNA-templated transcription; regulation of DNA-templated transcription. The coding region runs from base 1 to 2472 and encodes 823 amino acids. The record is from RefSeq and is a predicted model, not a curated record. Gene Ontology annotation, molecular function: DNA binding; DNA-binding transcription factor activity, RNA polymerase II-specific; zinc ion binding.
AUGCCAGGGAACCGAUGUUCCAAUUGCAUUGCGUAUAAUUUUGAAUGUACGUACAUAGAGGCUGCAAAGAAACGAGGUCCCCCAAAGGGAUAUGUCGAGAGCCUGGAGAAUCGUUUGGAGAAGAUGGAGAAGCUUCUGCAAAAGGUCUGCCCUGACGCCGACUUCUCUCAGGAGCUCGGAGGCGGUCCCUUGGACAGGGAAGCCUGGCAAAAAGGCAAUAUGAAUGGCUCAACCAGCCAUGUCAUGAGUCCCUAUGCUACCACUCCUCUCGAAGAUCUCGUAUCCAGCGAUGACGACGAGAUAGUUUCCGUCCGCCUCGCUGAUCACAUGCAGAACAUGUCUAUCAAUCCGAACUUAUCCCGUUUCUUUGGAAAAUCCAGUGGUGUGAUGCUAGUGCAAAAAGCUAUCGACCUCAAAAAGGAGUACAUUGGCGAUGAAGAUAUCCAACCUGAUCUCAGGCAACACAAAGGCCGCCCUGAGUUUCGUGGAACCUUCCCUUGGGAGCUGGCCGCGAAGGAUGAUGUUGAGCCGACCUAUAACUUUCCUGAGGAAGAUCUUGCUGCCUCCCUUGUCGACCUCUAUUUUGCUCACUAUAAUGUUCUAACUCCACUGUUGCACCGGCCAACCUUUGAGCGCAAGGUGGCGCAGGGGCUCCACCGCCGAAGCGCGCCAUUUGGGGCGGUAUAUUUAUUAGUCCUAGCUGUAGGCUCGCGCUUCUCUGAAGAUCGCCGCGUCUGUUUGGAAGGUCAGAGCGAACAUUCGUCAGGAUGGAAGUUCUUCGAACAGGUACAGAUGGUCAUGAAGACCUUGCUUGGGCCACCACGUCUGGAGGACCUCCAAGUGCAUUGUCUAUCUGUGAUUUACUUGAUGGGGACUUCGGCCCCACAGGCAUGCUGGACCAUCGUCGGAGUCGGUAUCCGUCUUGCGCAGGAUGUUGGUGCACAUCGCCGCAAGGCUUACAGCCAUAAGCCCAGUGUCGAAGAAGAGCUUUGGAAACGUGCAUUCUGGGUUCUCGUCAGCCUAGACCGAUUGGUGAGCUCAUCGUUGGGAAGACCAUGUGCGAUACAGGAUGAAGACUUCGAUCUCGACAUGCCUCUCGAAUGUGAUGACGAUUACUGGGAGCACUCGGACCCGGACCAAAUGUUCAAGCAACCUCCUGGCAAACCUUCUCUGAUAUCGCACUUCAUCAAUUUCCUGAAGCUUAACCACAUACUCGCAUUUGCCCUUCGCACUAUUUAUUCGAUCAACAAGCUGAAAGUACUGCUUGGCUUCGUUGGGCAACAAUGGGAGCAACAAACAGUUGCAGAGCUUGAUUCUGCGCUUAAUAAAUGGAUCGACGCUCUUCCUGAUCACCUCAGAUGGGAUCCAAAUAUGGAGAUUAAUGACUUUUUCCUGCAGUCAUAUUCCCUCUAUUCAAGUUACUAUCAUGUCCAGAUUCUCAUCCACCGCCCAUUCAUUCCGUCACCUCGAAAACCAUCUCCCUUAUCUUUCCCUUCCUUGGCGAUCUGUACAAAUGCCGCUCGAUCUUGCAGCCACGUCAUGGAUGUAUAUCGAUGUCGAUCUGGUAAGCCGGUGCCUUAUUCACAGAUGGCUGCGUUCACGGCGGGCAUUGUCUUACUUUUGAAUAUCUGGGGUGGAAAACGCUCUGGACUGUACACUGAUCCUACGAAAGAGAUGGCAGAUGUGCAUAAGUGCAUGUCUAUACUGAAGUCGUGCGAAAAACGCUGGCACACUGCUGGUCGUCUGUGGGAUAUCCUGUAUGAACUGGCAUCCGUCGGUGACCUUCCGCUGCCCCAGCCUAGUCCCUCUGGUGGAACAAAGCGUGAACGUGAUUCAGGUAGUCCAAUGUCUGCUCCGCCUACGACUUCACCAUCAGAGGUACCCCGUACUAUCGCAGGAUCACGCCGCGUCGGGCGCGACGCAGCUGCCCUCGCUCGCUCGAAGCCUUUGAGCUCAUUUGAUCUUCCACUCUACAGCAAUGAUCUUGGGCGCCUACCGCUCCAUGGACAACUGAACUUCCCUAACACGUCCGCAUCGCUUGGUUCAUCUAACACUGAUAUGUGGUAUUCUCACGGGGGUGGGAAUCCGGUGCAACCACACGCUACGCAGACUUCUAUGCAAAAUGUGACCCUGCCUCAAGAUUAUUCGCAGGCCGCUGUUCCUGCCGCGUACAGCGUGGAUGAUAUGUUCUAUGAGCAGAUGACCCAGUAUCCGGCGCAAUAUCAAUCAGGGACCUCCACUUCCUCACCUUAUGGUGAUGACCCUCAGGGGUUGCAGAGUCUGAUGGGUGGCAUACAUCAACACAAUGUACUUCAGCAUCCUGGGGCAAGCUGUUUUGACACGGACACGAUUGCCAUGUGGUCCAACGCUCCCACUGGUUUUGAGCUUAAUGACUGGGGAACGUACCUCACAAAUGUAUCUGGGAUGGUAAAUCCUGACGGUUCAGCCUCACACUCGAGGCAUGGACACUAA